Molecule: messenger RNA, 477 nt
Organism: Cotesia congregata
Lineage: Eukaryota; Metazoa; Arthropoda; Insecta; Hymenoptera; Braconidae
Source: the annotation of a GenBank genome assembly
AUGAAUAAUAAUCAGCAACCUACAUCGAGAGAUGAAAUUUACUUCGGAAAAUCAAUUUCGGGUAUUAAAGUCGCGUUUUUAAUCAUGAUAAUUGGUAGAUUGAAGACUAAAAUACACAGUACAACGAAGAAUCGUGUUCUGAACAGAAUAAAGAUAACCGCCUCUUCAGUGGGUCAGUUAUCCUUGUGCCUGUACUGUAAAUCUAGGUUGAGUAAUUCUGUGACUUCAGUUGGUAGUUCUCUCCAGAGUCGGAUUGCGGAGAUUACAAAUAAAUGUUCGAAAAUUGUAGUCGAGAGUAAUAUUCUGAAACGUGAUGAGGAUAUCACACCCUAUAGACGUAAACCUAGUUACUUGUGUGAAUUGUUCAUUGAAUGCACUGAUGAAAGACGAUCUGAAAGGUUCGCUGUAAAGAGGAAUAACAUUAAUCUAAUUUUAAGACUCUACUUUACUUGUGGUGAUUUAAGUGUAAAUGUUUGA